AUGACACCCGUACGUCAGAUUCCAGAGCGUGGUAGCAUUGACGAGACCCCCAGACCAGCCUGCAACUCUUUGGAGAACCAGGACUCUGAAAAUACCAGCGCGUCCCCCGUGAGAACCAGGAGCUCAACUAGGGUAACUGAGGCUGGGAGCCCUGUACCCCGGCUUAGAUCUUCUAUGAUGAAAGAUCUCAUCGCUAUUAAGGAGGAGGGUGAUCAAGAUAAGAUAGAAAUACCCCAGGUAAAGAAAAUUAUCUGGCCUGAUCGAGAUGAUCGCACCUCUAUUCAUGCAGAACAGAUGCACUGGAGUGUUAAUUCACUUCCAGACAUUCUCUAUGUCCUGAAACCCACCUCACAGCAUGCUAAAAGUAGGAAGUCUAUCAAGAUAGCUUCCUUUGAAAUCUUUGGCAAGCCCGUUCGAGAAUUCGCGGUUCUGCCGCGUCAGAUCUCAUCCCGGGUCGAAGGUUGGAGAAUGGAGGCGUGGCUGCGACUGGAUCGCCGCCUCACUGUCAAGGAUAUAUUGGAGCGGAUUGACCCCAAAUACAACAUCAGCGUCGAGCAGCUGGAAAGACGCCGCAAGUUCUUUCGGGACACAUUUCAUGUUGCCUGCUGGGGUCCCAUUAAAACCACCUCUGAGAUCAGUCUAAGACUCAGAGAGGCAGGUAUCGAACCGGCGCUGAACACCACCAGAGGCCUCACUCCUGGCCUGAUCGACCCGUCUCAGGGUGAAGCCGGAGGACGCAUUCCCAUCCCCGUAUCGGACACUACCUUCUUUGGUCUCGACACCGUGCGCCUUGGGUGCGAUGAUUCAGGCGACACGGACGCCGGCGAGGCUCCACGCCAGCCCUUGACCAGGGAUGGUUCGCCGACUCCUCGUCCUUCAAACGAUAUCACUUCCCCCAGAUCAGGAACUUUGCUCGGCUCCUCAGUGAACGAGUCAGAGAGUGGAGAUACUGCCUCUUCAACCAACGACGAGAACUCCCUAACCUACAACUAUGGAGACGAAGACUGGGAGCUUGCAUAUCACCCUGGAGCACCUGCCAGCGGCUUUUCCCCAGACGACGAAGACGAACAGAGCGAGCACGAGACUACUCUUGAGGAGUACCUUGAAUCCAACCAUAUCUCCUAUGAAGAGUACAUUGCGCGGGACUUUGACAUUACGGCCGUGAGCAAGGCCGUUCCUCCCAAGCCUCGGACCCCCAGACCAUCUGAUAUUUGGAAGAUUGUGCUUGAUUCUUAAGAGACUCUUCACGUGUGCAGACUCGAGCAUGGGCUGCAAAUUUUCUUUUUCCUUUUUUUGCCCAGCUUCAUGUGUGUUGCUUUUGCUCUUUUGAUAUUUGGUUUGGUCAUCUUGAACCCAAGGAGCUAGGGGGGUGAAGACUGGAGCAUCAGAUAGUUGUUGUCAUUGCCAUUCAAACAUAGGGAUUUGGUUUGCGUCUUUGCUUCACUGUAG
Penicilliopsis zonata CBS 506.65 is the source of this 1449-nucleotide messenger RNA. RefSeq lists its product as hypothetical. The record is from RefSeq and is a predicted model, not a curated record. The coding region runs from base 1 to 1236 and encodes 411 amino acids. NCBI's taxonomy places the organism in Eukaryota, Fungi, Ascomycota, Eurotiomycetes, Eurotiales, Aspergillaceae. The transcript is spliced from 3 exons.